AUGGGGGAACCUUCGCCUUCCGACUUGCCUGGAGAGACAGACUCCCAGAGGCGCCUCCCCUCGCCUCACCGCGGACGUGCUCGACGCCAGGAAAACAGCGGAGACGAAGAGAAUCAGCGAGAGAGAAGUUGCUCACGAGUGCAACGAGACACGACUCUCUCGGCGCUUCCCGAGCAACCUGCCUCACUUGCCUCCUUGUCUCCCCGGGUCCGCCGACUAGCGUCUUCCCCUCCUUCUUCCUCUGCUUCAUCUUCUUCCUCUUCUGCACCUUCUUCAUCUUCUGCACCUUCUUCCUCUGCUUCAUCUUCUUCCUCUGCUGCACCUUCUUCCUCUCGCUGUUCGUCUUCUCCCAUGCAGAGGCGAGUCCUGACGUCUGACGGCGGCGGAGGGAACACUGCAGGGGCGCUCGCGAGCGCGAGGCGACGCGCUGGGCGCACGGAGGCCUCGAAAACCGGCGGAGAUGAACAGCUGGACGACGAGGCUUCUCGCGUACAUACAGCCGGCGAGCAACCACAGGAGCAAAGACGACGAGCCCGCUGUCGCGUGGGGAGCAAAGGAGGCAGACGAAGAGGCAACAGCUUGCGUCGGGGAGCAAGGCGACACUCCGAAGAACGCCAUUGCAUGCCUCCGUCCCCGUCCUUCGCGUCUUCGUCUCUCUCGCCGGCUGAAGAGAGGCGCCAGGCGGCGACGCCCAGUUCCCUGCCUCUCGCUUCCUCUCCUCUCUCCAGCUGUCCUCUGUUCCUGCGUCCGCUACGUGUCUCCUUGUUGAUUUCACUGCUCUUCGCCCUCGGUCUCGGCGUCCUUCUCUUCUUGGCGACCCCCCUGACUCUGCGGAACGGCGCCCGCGACUCCCAGCAACUUUUCCUCCCCUACUGCAACAAGACAAGGAACCUGCCCCUUGCCCUCGUCGACAACUCGCCUGCGCCUCCUCCGCCUGCGCUCGCUGCCCGCUCGCGGGAUUGUGUGCCUUGUCCCGCGCAUGCAGUUUGUUUGAACGGCGAGAUGCGUUGUGUGCCGCCCUACAUUCAAGCCUCGACGCGCUCGGCGGCGCUUGAGAGUUUGUUGGCGCGCUUCGGCGUGCGCGCGACGUUUCUCAGGAGUUUCUUCGUCCUGUCGGGCCUCUCCCGCGGGGAAGACGCGUCCUCCUGUGUCGAGGACGAGGCGGCAAAGGAGACAGCGAAACGCGUCACAGACGCCGUUGUUCUCUUUCUCCGGAGCAAAGCUGGAAAGGCGCAGUGUGCCUCCUUCGCUCCCCUCGGCUCUCAGCAGUCUCAGCAGAGUCCGCGGCCUGCGUCGGCGCCGCCCUGCGAAGAGGGCGUGGAAAGUGGACGGGGCGCGAGACACACUGUCGGAUGUCCAGACAAGAGCGUUUUUCAAGGCCGAGACCGAGACGCAACGUUCGCGAGAAGAACCGAGAAAAUGUUUGCGGAGACUCGCGGGACGGAAGACAUCGAGGAACACAGCGGUCGCAGCAGCCUCUCUGGCAGGACAUCAAAGUCUUCUGGGGCGCUCUCAGGCGAGAGGUCCGCGCGCGAGUCCAGGCCAUCCGAAAGCGCCACGAGGUGGGAGAUCAUUCAACUUGCCCAAGUCAAGGACCUCCUCGAAGACGACAAUGUCUACGCGUAUGUGUUCAACCACUUUCUCGACGAGGAGACCGCGGAACGCAACUUCUCUGUCCGAGUUGAACAGACUUACUCCUUCCAGUCACUUGACUUGGUUGUUCCGACAGAGAACGCCGGUCACGCGGGAUCACGUACACUUACACAUACACUGGACUUCACGCUCUGA
Messenger RNA from Toxoplasma gondii ME49, 1788 nucleotides. RefSeq lists its product as hypothetical. The record is from RefSeq and is a predicted model, not a curated record. The transcript has 5 exons. Lineage: Eukaryota; Apicomplexa; Conoidasida; Eucoccidiorida; Sarcocystidae. Bases 1 to 1788 code for a protein of 595 amino acids.